Bacidia gigantensis is the source of this 2316-nucleotide messenger RNA. RefSeq lists its product as uncharacterized. The transcript has 3 exons. The coding region runs from base 1 to 2316 and encodes 771 amino acids. Lineage: Eukaryota; Fungi; Ascomycota; Lecanoromycetes; Lecanorales; Ramalinaceae. The record is from RefSeq and is a predicted model, not a curated record.
AUGGGCAAUCUAAGCUUCUCGCUGGUCUCCAGCGGAACAUGGCUAGCUGAUAGUGCGAACUUGCCGGGAGCCCUGGUUGGAUAUGGAUCGCCAGGCAGCCUAUACUCUCUGUCUGACGCAUUGGAUAUCACGCCCAGUACCUCCUACCGCUCAGUGAACAUCACCGACUAUGAAAGUUAUCUCUUCCUUGAUUCCUGCAACUUCGCCGGGAACGAGUACGACUGCUACUCCGCGUGUGAUGACAAUGCUUUUGAUUCGCUGUACUCCCUGCACAACUGCGUCGCGACUUCGCUCUUGGUUAAUUCGACCGAAAAGGAUUACAACAUCACAAAUGCCGACAGCCCCAAUGUAAUGGCAAUUGAUGGUCCUUCGACUACGAGCUACCUUGUAACGAAAGAUCCGGAAGCGACAGCUAAAACUGCCACUGGAAGGGUCUGGGGCUGCUUGAGUGAGGAGUGUACCAAAUAUCCAACGUGCAAGAAUGUAUUGCGAACUCUCAAUACCACGAAUAUCGAAACCGCGAGGGUUCCUACUAACGAACAGAAGGUCUACGUGUCCUACUGGAUCCAUGGCAGUCUUGCUCUUCUGAUCUUUUUUGCUUCUUUCGGCUUGAAGUAUCUGGCACCUUGGAUCUUUGCUCGGAGAAAUCGGGCCUCAAAGAAGACGGGAAAGAACGCCAAGGUCCAGGCUCAAGAACACUUGUCGCAUCUCGUGUCAGCAAUGUCCGACUUUCAAAAAGCGCAGUGCUUCUUUAUGGUCGCAAUCAACAUUGCUGCCAUAAAAGUCCAAAGACAGGGAGGCCUUGAUCCACAAACCUUGCAACAGAUCUACAACAAUUACUUAUUCCUCAAGCUCAUCGCUGUUAGUGGGUACCUCCCGAUCACAUUUACACUCUUCAAUCUUCAUCUACUCAACAUGACCUCGUGGUAUUUGAUCGUACUAUCUGGCUGUUGUAUCGUAUUUGCCAUCGCAACCCUUGGAGUUUUGGGCACAUUCAAGCCAACAGACUUCGAUUUACAGGAUCUUGCGACCUUCGCUGCCGAAGGUGGCUCCGAAGAGUGCCUAACCAAGCAGAUUUGGGCCUACUGUUACGAACCCCUUGGCUCGGAUUCCUCCUAUAGUCCCGGCUAUACCUCUAGUGAUGGUGGCAAUGUCGACACCAUGGCGUGGAGGAUACUGGCCUUUUGUCUGGUUAUUAUGAUUUUCUUGAUAACAAGUCAAGCCAGACUUCGUCAUCGUCCACCAGUGCGACGCCUUUUCCGAUGGAUUUGGUCAGAAAUACUGUCAUUGGCGAGGCACACGAGGUACUAUGCCGGGCGUCCCCAGGAAUUGCUCAUGAGAAUGCGCUUCAUGCAGAGACUAGUCGCUAAAAUAAAAAUUGAUGGGCCUCAAUUUCGGGACGACGCCAAAGACCUGUGGUUAUGGAUUUGGCAACGUACACCUGGAUGUCGCCCGAUCACUUCAAGAUGGCACGCAAUUCGCCUCUCAAAAGCAUGGAUGAACACAUCAUUCUGGUCCAAAGUCGCCAUGAAACGCAUAGAGCAUGAGAUCAAGGGACAGAUCCUCCUGACGCGCCAAAAGGCGGAGAAAGUUGGCCACGCCACCCUGGCUUAUAAAGUCUUCAAAUUCUGUAUCUACGUGACCUUUAUCGCCAUCUACCUCGACUUUUUCGCCCUCUUCAUGACCGAUUUGGCUUGGUUCGCAAGCAAUAACGUCUACAACAACACGUGGAAUUUCGGGCAAGUGGUCGCUCUUACCGUGUGGGCGCCGCCAAUUGCUGAAUAUAUCCACCUUGAAUUUCGCGGCAUGAGACGCGGCUUCGACCACAAACUCCUGCCCCCUUACCGCCUCACCCGGCGCGCCCUCACGAUGUCAAGCUCAACACUUGACCUCGAGCGCGCCGCCAUCGCCACGAUACAGCUAACGCCCAAGCCUCGCCCUCCAUCAACGAACGGCUCUGAUACCAGGGUCGUAUCUACCGACUACGCUUACGACGAUACUGCGUACCAUGGCGGUGGUGGAGGUAGUAGGGGGAAAGCGGGAUUAUUUGAUGAACAUAGGGGACAUGGGGAGGAAGAGACAAUGCCUUUGAGUCCGAAACGUGAUGGGGCCGUAGAGGGUGAGGGUUAUGACGACGCAGAGAGGGGGCUGGGAACGGGGUCAGAGGAUUCUGACCGGCACUCAUCCGACUCGGAUACUAUGCAGGAGACGUCGCCACUGAAGACGAGUAUUGAUGACACGGUCUGGCAGUUACCGGAACCGCAGUUCCCGUCGAGGAGUUUUUCGUUUAAUGUGCGUGGGUAUGAUCGUAUAUAG